GUCACCACAGAGAGUGCGGAAAGCUGUGUAUGUGCAGAAGUUGUUGCUGCUGUGGAUGUGAACACGCUUGCCAAUGAAGUUUAUAAACACAACUUUCCCAGUACACCAUUAUGGGCAAAGACAAUUGAGAAUUGGCCUACAAGGUGAUGUAUCUGAUCCACGGACAAAGAGCUUUCUUUAUAUUCUUGAUAUUCUCCCAAGGCUCCAGAAGCUUCCAAAAUACCUACUUUUAGAAAACGUUAAAGGAUUUGAAUCCUCUUCUGCAAGAAAUGAACUUCUGCGAACACUAGAAACAUGUGGAUUUGAAUAUCAAGAAUUUCUCUUGUCUCCAACCUGUCUUGGCAUUCCCAAUUCUAGGCUGCGGUAUUUUCUAAUUGCAAAGCUUCACCAGGAGCCAUUUUUCUUUCAUGUUCCUGGUCAGAUAUUGACACGAUUCCCAGAUCAGAAUCUAGAAGAGUUAUCCAAGGAUGAAGUUGUUGACGAAGCUAGUUCUUCCUUGCCUUCUGGAGAGAAGAGUCUAGUUUCAAAUAUUGGUUCUGAUUGCAGCAGCAAGAAUGGACCCUUGCCAAAAGAAGCCUUUCUUUUUAAGCUUGAAACAGCAGAAGAAAUGGUAAGGAAGCAUAGUCAGGACAAUGAUCCCUCUAUUCAAAUGUUACAAGAUUUCCUGGAAGAUGAGAAUGAAGAAAUGAGUCAGUAUUUUUUAGCACCCAAGUCCUUGGUACGCUAUGCUUUCUUGUUAGACAUUGUUAAACCCACUUGCCGGAGAUCCACAUGCUUUACAAAAGGGUAUGGGCACUAUGUAGAAGGGACAGGCUCAGUUCUGCAGACAGCAGUAGAUGUGCAGCUUGAAUCAGUGUUUAAGCACAUUGAGAACUUAACAGAAGAAGAGAAGCUUAUGAAACUGUCGACGCUAAAACUGAGGUAUUUUACUCCAAGAGAAAUAGCAAAUCUGCAUGGAUUCCCUCCAGAAUUUGAGCUCAUCUUCAGGGACAGCUGUUACCUUCCAUGUUUCUGCAAACCACAACUGAACUCUCAAGACAAGUCAGGCUUCUGAAUUUGAGGAGCAUCCAGGCUUUCCUGACAAAGUAUCAAUAAAGCAAUGCUACCGUCUUCUGGGAAAUAGCCUCAACGUACAUGUGGUGGCAAAAUUGAUCUCCAUUCUAC
Messenger RNA from Meleagris gallopavo (turkey), 1164 nucleotides. The record is from RefSeq and is a predicted model, not a curated record. Lineage: Eukaryota; Metazoa; Chordata; Aves; Galliformes; Phasianidae.